Molecule: messenger RNA, 1777 nt
Organism: Drosophila novamexicana
Lineage: Eukaryota; Metazoa; Arthropoda; Insecta; Diptera; Drosophilidae
Product: transmembrane protein 104 homolog
Exons: 4
Coding region: 16-1533 (505 amino acids)
Source: RefSeq, a predicted model, not a curated record
AUAUGGGUUCUGGAUAUGAUAUAUGGGUUCUUGGAUAACUACGAGUGCUUGAUGAUUAUGGUUGGCUUCAUUUUUAUAUUCAAUCUUAUUGUCGGAACUGGAGCGCUAACUCUUCCAGGAGUAUUUUCCAAAGCAGGAUGGUGCCUCAGUCUUGUUGUUAUAAUAAUACUAGCCAUUAUAAGCUAUAUCACAGUAACCUUUGUCAUCGAAUCCAUGGCUGGCGCAAAUGCGAUAAAAAACUGGCAAAGCCUUCAAGUUCUGCGGCAUCGACGCAGUUCAAAUGAAGAUGAAGAUAAUGAACGAUUUUUCAAUGCAGCAGCAAGCGAAACGACUCCUUUAACUAUACAAAAUGUGGAAUUUCAUUAUUAUCAAUUGACGCACAAAUUUGAGUUGGGGGAAAUGGCAACUAUAUUUUUUAAUGAUUUUGGACGCAUCUUGUUUUACCUGUGCUUUAUCAUUUACCUGUAUGGAGAUCUGAGCAUAUACUCUGCCGUGGUGGCCAAAAGUCUGCGCGACGUCAUAUGUGAACAUGAACAUUCAAACACUUCGGAUAUCACGAAAUUGGAAUCAAAUUCCAUUCAAUAUCUUGGUAAUUUUGAAGGAAACGAAACGAAUGAACGAGCGUGCUGGAAAGAUCAUACCAUAUCGCGGCUAAUCAUGUACAGGAUCAUUUUAAUUGGGUUCACACUUAUUUUCGGGCCACUCGCAGUGCUCAGUAUUCAGAAAACAAAGUAUUUACAAAUACUUACGGCUGUUUUUCGUUGCCUGGCGUUCACGUUGAUGAUCUGCAUUGCCCUGAAGAUGCUCGCCACGGAUGGGGCCAGAGGACGGCCUGUUGCCAUUAAUUUUUACGGCAUUCCAUCGUUAUUUGGGGCGUGUGUCUACUCGUUCAUGUGCCACCAUUCACUGCCCAGCUUAUUGGAACCCCUCAGAAGCAAGUCAAUGGUGGCUAAAAUUCUUUCAUACGAUUAUAUUGUAAUUUGUACAUUUUACAUAGUACUAGCAAUGACUGGCAUUUUUGCAUUCGAGCACGUAGAAGAUCUUUACACAUUGAAUUUUCUGCCAUAUCAGGGCGUUCAUAAUAGUUUUUCAUCAACUUUUUUUGUUGUCAUUGAUUAUUUCCUGUCGUUGUUUCCGGUCUUCACAUUAUCCACUAGUUUUCCGCUUAUAGCUAUUACACUUAAAAAUAAUCUUCAAACCUUGUUUUUGGACAUGUCCCAUUAUGAUUCAUAUAGUAUAUUUAUACGUUUACUUUUUCCCCUGCUUGCGAUUCUUCCACCAUUUUUUGUGACAUAUUUUACCGAAAAUCUUUCUACUCUGGUGGCAUUUACGGGCAGCUAUGCUGGGGUCGGGAUACAAUAUGUGAUACCCGUUUUCUUGGUUUAUUUCUCUCGAAAAACAUGUUGUGAACUUCUGGGAAGUGGGAUUAUCAAUUAUUUCCAAAGCCCAUUUCAAUCAAAUGCUUGGUUAGCUUUGGUUUCAACUUGGUCAAUUGUAUCCGUAUUUUUAGUUACUAUCAAUUUAUUCACUUAAUUACUUACCUAAAUUAUAAACAAUUUGCGUAUAUCAGCUGUGAAAUUUCCUUUAAAUUAUAAUAUACACUUUCUUAAAAUGAGUAACUGCUUGAUCUGUAAUUUGAUCUCGCCACUAAAUUUAAAUUCUUAUUUUAAAUUUAAAUCGACUAAUAUUUACUAAUGUUCUCAAAUGAAUCCUGUAAUUGGGCAAAAUACAUUUCACGGCCUUACAUAUUAUUACAAACCGAAAAUGUAACAUAAUU